UCAUUAAUAUUUUAGAACCGGAUACUCAUGGUCAUUGGUCAGACUGCAGUGCAGCACUUUGAUAAGAAGCUGACGAAAUCUCAGAAAACUAUCACACUGCCACCGCCCUACUGAAGAUCAGCAGAGCAGCUCAGGUGGGACGCAGGAAAGGCGAAAAGGGUCUCUGAAACUUCCCCAUUUUUACACAACUAGCAUGGAUGUCUUCAAGAAAGGUUUCUCCAUGGCUAAGGAAGGUGUGGUGGCUGCCGCAGAGAAAACCAAGCAGGGUGUGACUGAGGCUGCAGAGAAGACCAAGGAGGGGGUCAUGUACGUAGGUGCCAAGACCAAGGAAGGUGUGGUGCACAGUGUCAGCACAGUUGCCGAAAAGACCAAAGAGCAGGCUCAUGUAGUGGGAGGAGCUGUGGUUACUGGCGUAAAUCAAGUUGCCACGAAGACGGUAGAAGGAGCAGAAAAUGUUGUAACUGCAACCGGUGUUGUAAGCAAGGACGACCUUGCCCGUCCAGGCGAAGCUGCUACAGAAGAACCAUCUAUGGAAGCCACAGAAGAGGCUGAGCAGGCCAUUGAAGGUGAAAAUUAGUCAACUGUCCAUAUUUUCUGCUGAAAAUCCUUGAAGAUUUUAUUUAUGAACACAGCAGGGAAGCCAUAAAGGCAACAAAAGGCACCCACUAUCCAUUGUACAGUUCAUCAUGUAUCUGUAAAGAUUCAAAGCAUUAUGUGUUCAGCUAAACGAGUCAGCUCUUUAUACCUCAAUCACCACACAUUGUUUUUUUUUCUGAAAUGUUGAGUUAAUUUUAGUUUACUUCCCAUAAUGUCUUGUUACUCAAAUCCUAUUAAGUUUGUAUUGUCUUUUAAACCAAAUAAUGGCUUUAAUUAUAUGCUGGGAAGUUUGAUGUCUAA
Molecule: messenger RNA, 897 nt
Organism: Rana temporaria (common frog)
Lineage: Eukaryota; Metazoa; Chordata; Amphibia; Anura; Ranidae
Gene: SNCG
Product: synuclein gamma
Exons: 5
Coding region: 194-577 (127 amino acids)
Biological process (GO): synapse organization; synaptic vesicle endocytosis; chemical synaptic transmission
Cellular component (GO): cytoplasm; axon terminus; neuronal cell body
Molecular function (GO): cuprous ion binding
Source: RefSeq, a predicted model, not a curated record